Molecule: messenger RNA, 9605 nt
Organism: Mobula hypostoma (lesser devil ray)
Lineage: Eukaryota; Metazoa; Chordata; Chondrichthyes; Myliobatiformes; Myliobatidae
Product: carnitine O-palmitoyltransferase 1, liver isoform-like
Exons: 19
Coding region: 191-2509 (772 amino acids)
Biological process (GO): carnitine metabolic process; fatty acid metabolic process
Cellular component (GO): mitochondrion
Molecular function (GO): carnitine O-palmitoyltransferase activity
Source: RefSeq, a predicted model, not a curated record
AACUUCCUCCUCAAGCUGCAUUGACUUGGCAGUUGCUUAGUUGCUUGAUCUGUUCAAGCUGGUGGUAUGAGACUAAGUUUCAGGUAGAGGGUAACUUUUAGAUUUAGUUUGUAUUGUAAAUUGGCUGCUAAAUUUAGACGGCAUGCUAAACGGCAGUUGGAGUUUGUAGGUUGUUGCAUAACGUGAGAACAUGGCUGAAGCUCACCAGGCUGUUGCAUUUCAAUUCACUGUCACUUCAGAGGGCAUCGACCUCCAACUCAGUUAUAAUGCAUUGAAAGAAAUCUACCUCUCAGGUAUCAGGGCCUGGAAGAAGAAAUGUAACAGAAUCAAGAACAAUUUUAUGACUGGAGUUUAUCCAGCUAGCCCAUCCAGCUGGCUUUUUGUAGUGCUGACAGUAGUAGGUACAAUGUAUACAAGAAUUGAUCCCUCGAUGGGGAUGAUAGCUAAGCUUCGAGAACACCUCCCUUUAAGGCGAUAUGUGUCACAUCAUGGUCAAAGCCUGGUGAGUGCUCUGCUCUUUGCAACAGGGCUGUGGCUUUCACUGAUAUUUGUGAUGCGGCAGAUCCUCAAAGCCCUUCUCUCCUAUCAUGGCUGGAUGUUUGAAGAACAUGGCAAAGUGUCCACAACAACCAAAGUCUGGUUUACCCUAGUGAAGAUUUUCUCGGGUCGCAAACCAAUGUUAUACAGUUUCCAGACUUCUCUCCCACGUUUGCCUGUUCCAGCUGUGAAAGACACUCUGCGAAGGUUUUUGGAGUCUGUGAGGCCACUGAUGAAUGAAGAUGACUUUAGACGGACAAAGGCACUGGCUAAAGAUUUUGAAAGGAACCUGGCUCCUCGGCUCCAGUGGUAUCUCAUACUCAAAUCAUGGUGGGCUAGUAACUAUGUGAGUGACUGGUGGGAGCAGUAUGUUUACCUACAAGGGCGAGAGCCAAUCAUGGUCAACAGCAACUACUAUGCCAUGGAUUUCUUGUAUGUGACUCCAACCACCAGUCAGGUUGCCCGUGCUGGCAACCUAGUCCACGCUUUGCUUCUUUAUAGACGGAGACUUACUCGUGAGGAGUUGCAGCCGAGUACUCUGCCAGGGUUCCCUGUACCUCUGUGUUCAGCACAGUGGGAAAGAAUGUUCAACUCGACUCGACUGCCAGGCGAGGAGACAGACCAUUUGCAGCACCUCUUGGAUAGCAAGCACAUCGUGGUCUAUCACAAGGGCCGUUAUUUUAAAGUGGGGUUGUAUCAAGGUGGACGCCUUCUGAAUCCCUGUGAACUACAGAAACAAUUUCAAUAUAUCUUGGAUGAUUCUUCUUCACCUCAACCAGGUGAGAAGUACCUGGCUGCACUGACAGCAGGAAACCGAGUUCCUUGGGCUAAGGCACGGAAAUCAUACUUCAGCACUGGAAAGAACAGGAACUCGCUGGACUGUGUGGAGAAAGCAGCAUUCUUUGUCACUUUGGAUGAUACUAAACCUGAACUAUUUGUGGACAACCAGGUGAAGUCACUGGAUGAAUAUGCCAAGUCACUGCUACAUGGCAAGUGCUAUGACAGGUGGUUUGAUAAGUCAUUCACUUUCAUUGUGUUUGCAAACGGCAAAGUGGGGUUGAAUGCAGAACAUUCCUGGGCUGAUGCACCAAUUAUAGGACACUUGUGGGAGUAUGCCUUGGCCACAGACACCUUCCAACUUGGGUACAAAGACGAUGGUAACUGUAAAGGUGAUCCAGCCCCAAAUGUGUCGCCACCACAGAGAUUACAAUGGGACAUUCCAAGUGAGUGCCAAGGAGUAAUCAUGCAUUCACUAAAGGUGGCACAGAAACUGGCUGACGAUGUUGAUUUCUAUGCAUUCCCAUUUACUCGGUUUGGCAAAGGUAUGAUUAAGAAAUGCAGAACCAGUCCUGAUGCCUUCGUCCAAAUUGCUCUGCAGCUUGCCAACUACAGGGACAAAGGUUCAUUCUGUUUAACCUAUGAAUCUUCAAUGACUCGGCUGUAUCGUGAGGGGAGGACUGAAACUGUGCGUUCAUGUACUAUCGAGACUUGCAAUUUUGUGACAGCACUGGAAAGUAAAAAGCUUUCGAGGGACGAGUGCCUGAAUCUGUUCCGUAUUGCAGCCAAGAAUCACCAGCACAUCAGUAGGCUUGCUAUGUCUGGCUGUGGUGUUGAUCGGCAUCUCUUCUGCCUCUAUGUGGUGUCCAAGUACCUGGGAGUCAAUUCACCCUUCCUUCAAGAGGUGCUUUCAGAACCAUGGUGUCUUUCAACGAGUCAAACACCCAUCCAGCAGAUUGAACUAUUCGACCUUGUGAAUCAUCCAGAAUACAUCUCCAUUGGAGGUGGUUUUGGCCCAGUUGCAGAUGAUGGUUAUGGUGUUUCUUACAUAAUCGUUGGAGACCACCUCAUCAACUUUCACAUCUCCUGCAAAGUCUCCAGCCCCUUGACGGAUGCUCAUCGUUUCGGCAAAAACAUCUUCCAAGCAAUGUUAGACAUCAUGGCACUCUUCAAUUUGGAUGGGAAAAAGCCCUAAAUGUAGAAGCCCUAAAUUUACCUGACACAGCAAAAGGGAGAAAAACAAAACAAUGACGAUCUUGAACAUCUCGAAUUUUUGAGCGUCCAUCUUCUGAAGGACCUGGCGUGCGUAUGCACUGUUUUUUUGUGUCAACUUAAUUUAUUUGUUUGUGUCAUGGGGGCUAAUUUUUAAAUUAAAAGAACAAAAGGCAACAACAAUGCAAAAGAAAGGGACUUACGUUGGAUUUCUGGUGUGUGUAAGAGACUGGGCUUGAAUUUAAGUUAAAUUCUUUUUUUCCCACUUUAAAAAAACAGGCUUGUUAUUACCCUUCUACUUAUUUUGUGCUAACAUGCAGAGUUUGUGCUCAUUAGCCUGUACACCCCUCUGUCUUUAAACUCAGGAUACACAGUAACACUGCAAAGAGUUUUCCCUCAUUUAUCCUUGGGAUUGAAAGGGUCAGUAUCAGGGAGCAAUCAGUUGAGUAAGAUUCACUGGACCCAGUGUUGAAUGGCAAAUAAUUUUGCAACAGUGGAGCUUUACUGCAGGACCCACAUUGCAUAGGUGUGAGUGGGGCUGUGAAAAGUUUUAACACAAAAACUUGCUGCAGAUUUUUUGUGGAUUGGGGACACACAUGUUAUCACCUCGUCCUUCUUAGAUCAUUAUUGAGGAAGUAGUAUUUCAUUUGAUGGAGAGAUAGGAUUACUGUUCCAACUUUGUAUCUAGUUGAUCAGAUUUUUUAAUGUAUGGGUACCAAGCUUCCUAACCCUCUGGCUGUAGCUGAGGAUAUAUAUAUCCACUGUUGCUUAAUUUUAGAAACAGUAGUAGCUUUGAAAUAAAAACUUGUGUACCACUGAGAAGUUCAAUCCCUGUUGUUACUUGGAAAUAACUGCUCAUAGAUACUCACAUAAUAUAUAGUACAGCAGAGAGACAGGCACUUCAACCCUCCAUGUCUGUGCUGAUACUAAUUCUAUGUGCCUGCAACAUGUUCUGUAUGUCUCCAUUCCCUGCCUAUAUAGUGCCUUGUAAAAGUAUUCUGCCACAACCCUUUGUUCACAUAAAUGAGUCUUACAACUAGGGAUUUUGAUCAAUUUAACCUAAGUUUUACUUGUGAAUCACAUGCUCCUUUUUCACAGUAGAGCCCAAAAAACAGAAAAUUUUAAAGCAUGAAAAGCAAAAAAUUCAAAAACUGAAAUGUCAGCAGUUUAUAAGUUGUCAUCUCCCACUGCACAGUACUUAGUUGAACCACCUUUUGCAGCUAUUACAGUCCAUUAGCUUUGCACGAUGUAAUGGAGCAAGAUUUGCCCAUUCAUCCUUGCAGAAUUGUUCAAGCUGUGCCAGGCUAGCUGGGGAACAGUGGUGGACAGUAAUCUCAGAGGUCUUACCAGAGAAGUUCAAUAGGGUUAAGGUCAGGACUUCUUCCUUGCCAUUCCUCCAUAAAUACUGUUUUUGUGUAAGGCCUUAGAUUGUGGAGCUAUGAAUUCAUCUCCAGUAGCAGCCACUGACUGCUGCAGCUCACUCAGUGACUGAUGACGUCACAGUCAGCUCUCUUACAAGAGCCAUUAUUCUCUGGCGACAAAGUUUAGAGCAUUGACCUAGGCAGUGUGGCUGUAGUUUCAUAUUCUUUCCACACUUUCAUGAUACUCUGAGGUAUGUUCAGUACCUUUAAGAUGAUGUCAUACCUUUUCCCAGAUUUGUGCUUCUCCGUUAUCAUUUCCUUGAAUGGUCUUUUGUCUUCUACCAUGCUGUUGGACCUUACAGAGAGAGUGGGUUUUUAUUCAGGUGAUCCUCCAAUUUUCUACAUCAACAAAUUGGGUGAGUUGGUGAGGUAAUACAGAGUGUUGCACCUGAGGAAAGUUAGCAUAGUAAUUACAAAGGGGAUGAAUACUUAUUUAACUUUACAAUUUUGGUUUAUAAUUUUUAGUAAAUCAUUGGCGGGUGUUGGAGUUUUUAUUUUGAUGCAAAAUGUUUUGUAGGUUAGUUCAAAAAUCCUACUUCAAUAUAUUUUAAAUUUAGAAAACAAUACAGUAAAAUGUGAAAUAGUUUUGGGCACUGAGUACUUUUUCAAGACAUAGUAUUCGCAUGUCUGUCUAUAUGCCUUUUAGAUGUUAUCAUUGUAUCUACUUCUAAUACCUUUCUUGGCAGCAUGUUACAGGCACUUACCACUCAAAAAAAUAAGUUUGCCUCACCAAUCUUCUUAAAGCUUUUCCCCUCACCUUAAGAUUAUGCCUUCAAGUAGUUGAUGUUUCCACCCUGAGAAAAAGGUUCUAUCUGCCCUACCUAUGCCCUUUACAAUUUUAUCUACUUCGAUCAGUCUGUCCCUCAGCUUCCAAAGAAAACCAAGUUUAUCUAACCUCUCCUUCCAGCUAAUACUUAACAAUCCAAGGAACGUCCUGAUGAAUCUCUUCUGUGGCAUCUUCAAAGCCACCAUGUUCUUCUUGGUUUGCAAACAGAACUGAACACACAACUCCAAAUGCAACCUAACCAAAGUUUUACACAGCUGCAUCAUGAGUUCCUGACAUUGACACUCAAUAUCCCAACCAGUGAAUGCAAGCAUGCCUAUCCUUACAUUUGUACAGCACAGACAAUCUGUGCUAUCACUAUUUAAAAAAAAACAUGAAAGAUCUCUUCUGAAAAUCUGCAUUAAGGUUCCAGUUUUAGGUGGAGAAUUUAUUUACUAGCUAAAAGUGCACAGCAGAUCAGCAGCUUAAUGGUUUAGCAGCCAUCAAGCCCAGUUAUGAAGAUGACUACCCUGAGAAGAACUAGAAAGAUGCAGUAAUCCCAAGGAGAAUUGAAGAGGAACCUUCAUGAGGUGUUUUGUUUCAGUGUGGGAGAACUUCCGUGACACCCACGCAUUAAAUAUGAAGCUCAAUUUGUAUUUCAAAUUUUCUGUAUUUUUAUUAUCUUUGAUAAAAUAUUUAGUGCCAUUAUUUUCACAAAGACUGAUUUUUAUAAGCUGUUGAUUUCAAGCCCUGUCUGAUGAAGCUGGUGCCUUAAAUGCAAAUUAUUAAAACUAAAACUGAACUGUUUGCAUUAAACUGGACCUCUGGUUAGCCAGCAUUCCUUUUCUCCAUGUGGACAGUCUUUGCUUCCCUCAUUUUCUGUGGGACAUAUAAUUGCAAUAACCUGGUGCAGAUUGAAUCCAGUUGAAACAAAGUUCACAGAGCUGUGAUCUGGGUGGGUUGGGGAGUUCUAGCUUGAAUAGGAAAUAACCAUUGAGUCAAAUUGGUAGUUCGGAUGGUGUGGAGUUCUAGAAUUGACCUGUGCAUUGCACAUCUCUACCCAUAAUGUAGCUAAUGUCCUGGAUAUGUUUGGGAAGAUUUUCUUUUCUUUUACCUAAAUUGUAAAGGCAUCUUUUGGAAAAAACUGUUUUCGUUACUCCACCACCCAUUGUAUCAUAAUGCUAAAAUCUCAGCCUUGUUUAGCAACCACUCUUUGCUGCCCUCGUGGAUCUACUGUCCUGGGCUGAAACCAAAGACUGGCUAACCAGGAGUUUGAGGCUGGCUCUUAACACCAUGCAAUUUGUACUGUUUUUGAAUAUAUUCCACUACAUUGGUAAUUCUGUAUGGGGAAUUCCUGUGAGAAGUUAAGCCUAUCUGGCAGGAGAGUGACACCAAAUAGAAGAAAUACACGAGGCCUUAGAUAAGCAAAAUAGCUCAAUAUAUGUGGAAUUAAAUGAUGAUUCUAGUUAUAAGUAAGUGACAAUCACAUUUAUAAUAAUUUAUUGUACUAUUUGCCAAAAACCUGUAUUGUUGACCAAAAGCAGAGUUGAGAUCCUGUUUCUUACUAGAAUUGGAAGGGAAUCUCCCUGUGGUACUCACUAGGGAAAAGGAAGUAUGUGGAAGAUUUAUUUUGGCAAUGGUUAUUUUCUACUCUUAAUCCAUUUUCCUUUGCCUUUAGUAAAGUGUACCACACCAUGUGCAAUGAUUUCACAUUGUGUAAUUUUUCCUGUGACAGUUGAGGGUGUGGGAUUAUUACUUUGGUUCUUUACACAUAAGCUGAAUGUAGCCCCUGACUUUCACCGCCCCCCCCUACCCCACUGCACCUUCGCAAGUUCAGCACUGCUCCAUUACACAAUGGAGCUGCUCAAUGUUGCAUUGGUGCUGCAGUUGUUUAAACCCACACCACUAAUAACUGAGACAAAGUUUAGCCAGUCCCUUCUAGUAUUGAUAGGACAAUAUAUAAAGGGGCACUUAUCAUUGUGUGUUUUGGCAUCAGUAUAUACUGAGAUCACAUGGUUGUGGAAGGAAAAGAUAGAACUUUUAUUUGUCUCUGUUGGGUGAAGGGUAAUUGUCAAGUCCAUCUUUUCUUGUCCAACCUUAAUUGCCCUCUAGGUAGUUGUGAGCCACCUCCUAGAUCUGCUGCAGUCCAUGUGGUGAAGGCACUGUGCAGUCACAGGUUGCAGGGUCUUGCCACAGUGAAAAUGAAGGAAAGCCAAUCUAAUUCCAGAAUCAUGACUUUGAGUGAUCGAAGGGGAAGGUAGAGGUGUUUCCUUGUGCCUGCUACCAUAAUUGAUGAGUUUUGGAGCUGCUGACUAUGAUGCCAUAGAUUGUCCUUGGAUUGUUUUUUUCACAGUAGUCAGCAUGUGCUAGUGUUGGAGUGAGUGAUUACAGUUGAGAACAGGAUGUCAUUAAUCACCACUUUGCUCUGCGUGAGCUUCCUAAUUAUUGAAGUUCUGGGCAGUUAAGGAGUUUUCCACCGUACACCUGGUUUGUACUUUAAUAGACUGAUGAAACUAAAGGCAGUUUGCUCACUGCAGACGACCCAGCUACUGUAGGUAGUUGGGGUUUCAGCACUAAGAAGAGCCUUGACUUAUUACAAAUUGCAAAGGUCUUUAGUGGAUGUGAGAGGGAAACUAUUGUAAGUUGUGGCAUUUUUCAGUCCUAUUAACUGUUGAUCAAUAUCCUGACAUGACCACUGUCUGGGACAGUGGGUUCAUUUUUCAAGUUACGUUAUUGAAACAACUUGUCUGUAGUUUCUGUGAGCUGGGAACCAAAGAAUAGUUCGAGUCAAGGCUUUUCUCUAAAUUAUUGCACAUUGCACAGGCUUUGGUGAAAUAUGAACAAGAAUUAGUUCCAUCUGCAGUGGUGAAGCAAAUAUUGUGUCAUUGUAAUUCCAUCAGUUUAUUUUUGAUUGCAACAAAACUACCUUUGUUUUCUGAGAGUUUGGUCCUCCUGGAGCAUAAUUUAAAUAGUUAGCUGGCAUUAGGAACUGGUAAAAAAACAGGUUUAUCAAAUUACAAACUAUUUUGACUCAUUGCCAAAUAGCACUGCAGAGCCUCGUUGGUUUGAACCUUUGAGGUACUUCAGGCCCUUGACUCUGACUGUCCACUACGGGUAUUUUUACCUUUCAGUUUUUAACCAUUAUUGUCUUUAAACCUUUGCAACUUCCCACAUUUUUGGGUAAAGCCUAGUGCAAGUUAACCUGAGCCAGAUGUUAAGCCACGUGCACGUCUUCCCCAGUGGGUAACCACAGAUUAAUGGCUGGUGGGUUGAACUGCUGUGCUGCAGGCUGUGGGCCAUGUUUUAACUGCCUUUGCGGAGUGUGUGCCAGUGUUUUCUCUAUUGGGAAGACUUGCAAACUAAUUAACGCUCCUAGUGGCACUUGGUCACUUGCUUCCACCGUAUAUCCAUAUACCAAGGAGAGUUUUAUGGAUUGUCAUCAUCUUUAACAGGAAAUUGGAAUAGAUAGAGCCAUUCGUGAGCUCUGAGUUACAAGUUCCAUUUCCAUUUGCUGGGCUUAUUCCUGUCUUGGAAGCAGGACCAUUUCCACUGGCUACAAUUGUUGAGGAAGACUGAUAAACACUAUAGUUCUAUGUAAACUUUAUACACAAGUUAUGCUAUCAAAAGCUCCUGCACAAUACACAGCUUUUUAUAAAUAACAUGUAAUUCAUCUUUCUAUUCCUCAGCUAAUUGAUAUAGUGAGCAAUUUGACUUGCAUGGCCUGGGAAUACCACUCCCAGGAUUGAGUCUGUAAAUUGAUCUCAGCCAUGGGUUGGGCAUUCACUGUACUUGGAAAAGGAGAAAAAAACAUGAUGGUUUAGGCUUACCAGUUACUCCCACUGGAAAAUGCAUGUUUCCUCAUCAAAGUCGAGCUCAUUUCUGAAAUUCCUCUUUGAUCAUCACCCUGUUCAAGCACCUAAUUUUGAAUGACUACGGUGGACCCAUGCCUGAAUGCUUUGCCAGAUUUAUUAAUUAGGUUGGUGCCCUCAUAGUCAUUUCCAUAGGACCAUAGCAAAUCUAGUUCCUAAUACUGGGAUUUCUUUUGGGGGGAGUGAGUGAAUUUUCAUUCCGGGGGCUGCUAUUACUAUUUAAAAUGUGUAAUUUAUUUAACAAUAGGCAAUGUGAGGGGCAUAUCCACCAACCCUAUCUUUAAACCACAGCUUCCUUGUUCCUCUUAUAGAAUUACUGCUGCAUAGGACAUGGAAUGAACAUUCAGCAGCAGCCUGUGUGUGCUGGUUGCUUUGUACUUGAAACCUGAACUUUCUCUCUGAAACUAGCCCAAGCGUUCAAAUCUGUCAAGUUUGAAAAUUCCAGUCCCCGUAGCUGGCCAUUCGUGUAUUGCAGCACAAGGAGAUAAAAAAUAGGGAGUUGGUAUACAAUCUGAAAUGCAUAAAUUCAGCCUUCAAAAUUCCUAGAUGGUAAGAUGAAUUAGAUUUAAAACUUUCUGAAUUUUGACCUUAUGGUUUGACAUGCUCCUCUGCAAGGGGGGGUGUUUCUCGUCACGGUUGUGAUUUGAAUUCCCAAUUGUUAUAUAGGAGUUGAAUGGCAAGGGAGCUGUAAUUCCAGAUAUAGUUAAAGUAUAACAUUGUAGAGAGAGUGCAAGAUCUACAGCAGCACACCAUGAGCACAUGGCCAGUCUUUCCUGAGCUGCAGUAGCACAAGACUUGUAACAGCCACACAAAAUUACUGAUACUGCUCACUGUGUUGGGUGAAAAUGGGAUGUCACUCUACUUUCGGUGCAUGUUUUCAGUGUCAUUACAAUCAUAUUGUCUUUGUUAAUCUGUGUGUAUUUCCCUUUUUAAAAAUUCACUUUUGAUGUUUGUUUUUGUUUAUAAAUGUAAAUGCAGUUAUCAAUGCAACCUGUAAGGGGACACUCAGAAGUAAAAUGCCAAUUG